Molecule: messenger RNA, 621 nt
Organism: Cooperia oncophora
Lineage: Eukaryota; Metazoa; Nematoda; Chromadorea; Rhabditida; Trichostrongylidae
Source: the annotation of a GenBank genome assembly
AUGCGCUCCUUUAUGUCUAGUCGUAGCAGUGUGGAUGAUCGCCGAUCGGACAUCUCGGGAGGAUCUAGUGCUUCAACUUUUAUUAGAGAUUCAACUCUCAUAAACUCUACUGGCAGCAGAUCGAGUGCCUUUCCACUUCGCAAGUUUACUGCCGGUGUUGGGAGACCGGGACUUGCGCGAGAGGCAAGAGAGGCCGUUCGAUGUGUAGUUUCUGCUCAUAGUGCAUCGCGGCGAGUCAUUCCCGUUGAACCUUUGGAUUACGAAAAAUUCGUGGUCGAAAAGGCGAUAUUUCUGGAGAAUGAUCCUCAACGGGAACUGCUCAUGUUUCCUAGAGAUGAUGUGGAGGAACUAGUAGAGGUCGCGGAAGCUCAGACUGUCGUUCCAAUGACUAAUCACAAGGAUAUGGUUGAUACUGCUUGGCUUCUGACUCGAGAUGUCUUGAAAAGUUUCACUUCCCCGAAGCGCAGCAUUUCCUUCAAUUAUACGAAAUUUGCCGGCGACUACGACUGCUUCGGUGACGAUUUGGUCGGUAUUGAAAGUUAUUCUUCUGAAACCCUUCACAUAUUCGCUUCGCCUUCCUGUGGCGAUGCGGUAGUCAUUUUGUUCGGAAGUGGCAAGUAA